Messenger RNA from Haliotis rubra (blacklip abalone), 1952 nucleotides. RefSeq names its product B-cell receptor CD22-like. The transcript has 11 exons. The coding region runs from base 44 to 1603 and encodes 519 amino acids. The record is from RefSeq and is a predicted model, not a curated record. Lineage: Eukaryota; Metazoa; Mollusca; Gastropoda; Lepetellida; Haliotidae.
CAGAAACUGCAUCUGUCAGUUUUUACUCACCACACUGGUGACUAUGUUUCUGGAUUUCACUGUGACCGUAGCACUAUAUGGGUGUGCACUAGCCUCCUUGACAACUGGAUACCCACACACUGUUACACGUGUUGGCGACGAUGUUAACAUAACCAUGAACCCAGCGAAUGUCAGCUUCCUAUACUACGUAUGGGUGAAUGGUUCGGUAGCUGUGAGACUGUUACUGGUCCUGCCUAAGUCACACCGUGUAUGGGUACUCAACAACAGUCACACCGGCUACACGACCAGGAUCAGAUACACCGGGGAGGACUCACUAUCACAGACAGGACAGCUGAGGUUUACCAUCUACAAUGUUACUGUACAGGACGCUGGUACUUACUACUGUCAAAGAACCAAUGGACAGACAGUUACUGGAUGUAGACAGGUCCUCGUUGUAGCACAGAAACCAACCACACCUACCAUCACCGGACCUGCCUCACCUGUAUCAGGUGAGAAUGUCACCCUGACAUGCUCCUCCUCCUCCCGGAGUCUACCCCCGGACCACCCCCCACUGACCAUGACCUACAUCUGGAGGAGGGACAGGACUCUGCUAGAAUCUGGUGAUGGGUCUCCUACAGGUGGAGAUGACCUGACAAUAACCCACGUCAGCAGAGAGAACCAUGGCGACAUCUACAGCUGCCAGGCUGUGGAGGAGGGGCUGAAGUCUAACUGGAGUGACGGACAUGUGCUGGAUGUUCUCUAUGGACCUGACAAGAUACAGUUUGACGACACAAGUGACAAGCUGGAGGUAGAAGAAGGGAAACCUGCAGCUGUGAGAUGUUCUGCUGACUGUAACCCUGCCUGUACUGUAACCUGGUGGGACAUCUUCAGACAGACGGUGAUUACAGGACAGGGGGAGGCUGUGUUGUCUAUACCAGCUGUAGAUGUACCUGUGUCUGGACUGUACACGUGUUACGUCAACAACACACAUGGGAGUGCAUCACGGAACCUGACGCUGGAGGUCUUCUCACGUGAGGUAACUGAAUCUUCUGCCGUUUCCAUCGUACCUGUGGCUGCCGUCUGUUCUGUCCUCAUUGUCGUCAUCGCUUUUGCAAUCGUCGUCGUCGUUGCCCGCAGACACAGGAUCAAGAAAGGAGGUAAAGUGUACAGGGCUGGCGACCGCAGUAUGGCUGACAACGAAGCACAAUUUCAACAAGAUCCCAGUGACCUGUAUGCCAAGGUGAACAAAAAGAGGAGGCGCAGAAGAGAAGUGUCUGAUGUUUAUGCCACGGUCCAGAGGGUUCAGAGCAAACAGUUUGUGAACAGGGCUUAUGCAGGUGCAGGACCAUCGUCUGAAAAUGCAGUUCUAAUCGACUAUGCAGGACCAGUCGCAGCCGAAUACAACAACUGUGGAGAAACGAAUGAUGACGGUCUGACCUACGCCGACCUUGCCCUUGAUCCGCCAACCUUUAUCGACGGCAACCCCAUCAUACACAGAAGGGAGGAGCCCGUGGUAUAUGAGGAGAUAGACUUCGCCCUCACCCCCGGGCCGCAGCUGCCGGACAAGAUCUGGGAGGUUGAGGAGCAGGAGGAGGAGGAGAGAAGGCAGUGCUUCUGGGAAUGAUGAUGAACAAACCUUGACAAUCCCUAGCUGCCGGACAAGAUCUGGGAGGUGGAAGAGCAGGAGGAGGAGGAGAGAAGGCAGUGCUUCUGGGAAUGAUGAUGAACAAACCUUGACAAUCUCUAGCUGCCGGACAAGAUCUGGGAGGUGGAAGAGCAGGAAGAGGAGGAGAGAAGGCAGUGCUUCUGGGAAUGAUGAUGAACAAACCUUGACAAUCUCUAGCUGCCAAACAAGAUCUGGGAGGUUGAAUGGGAGUACAGGAGAAUCUCGAGGUUACAUUUAGUGAGUGAGCGAGUGAGUGAGGUGAGGUGAGGUGAGGUGAAAUUGGGUUUAUUGUCGUGGUUGAGAAUAU